UGUGCGAAGCAUGGUAUUUACAGGCCAUACAAGGACCCGAAUACAUUCAAGUACAAAAAGACCGCAUCACAAAAGACUGAUUGUAAGUUUAAUCUCAAAGGACGACCUACGAAGGGUGAUAGAAUGUGGUGGCUGAAAGUGAUGGAUGGUAAACACAACCAUGAACCAGCUAAAUCACUAGUUGGCCACCCCUACGUUGGUCGACUAACAGAGGAAGAGAAGGGGCUUGUGGGCACCAUGACUAGUACUUGGACUCCACCGAGACAAAUACUAGCGGCAUUGAAGGAAAACAAUCCAAGUAACUUGACUACAAUCACUCAAGUUUACAGUUGCAACAAAAGGUUUAAAAAAGAGGAGAGGGGACCAUUGACAGAAAUGCAACAUUUGAUGAAGAAGUUGGUAGAAGCCAAGUAUGUUCACUUUGAAAGGCAACAAGCUGAUUCAAGUGAGAUUAGGGAUCUCUUUUGGGCUCAUCCUGAUGCGGUCAGACUCUUCAACACAUUCCCUCAUGUGGUCAUCAUGGAUUGCACGUACAAGACAAACAGAUAUCAGAUCCCCUUGCUUGAAAUGGUUGGUCUCACUUCUACGGGGUUGACUUUCUCCAUAGCAUUUUGCUACAUAGUUAGGGAGCACACAAUUGACUAUGUUUGGGCCUUGGAGUGCAUGAAGUCUCUUAUUGCCGAUGAUGUCAGAUUACCUCAAGUGAUUGUGACUGACAGAGAUUUGGCUUUACUGAGUGCUGUUAAGCAAUGUCUUCCCAAUUGUACCAAUUUAUUAUGCCGGUUCCACAUAAACAAGAAUGUGGAGGCAAAGUGCAAAGUGUUGAUUGGCACGGAUGAUUUUGCCCUUUCAGUGAUGGAGAACUGGAAAUGCCUGAUUUAUGCUGAAACAGUGGAACAAUUUGAUGAGGAAUGGAAGGAAAUGUGUGUCAUGUGUAAGGACUUCCCAGAUUUCAUAUCCUACAUUUCUACUACAUGGUUAAAGCACAAGGAGAAAUUUGUGAGUGCGUGGACCAAUUCUGUGUUGCAUUUUGGAACUACAACGAGUAACAGGGCUGAAAGUGCACACUCAACCUUGAAGAGGAUGCUGAAAGACGGCAGAGGUGACUUGUGCGCCUCGUGGGAUGCAGUGGAUAGGUUGACCACUGUACGACACAAUGAAAUCAAGGCAUCAUUUGAGCGCAGUAUCAACCUUGUAGAACAUCGUUUCAAGUCGCCCAUGUAUACAAAUAUCAGGGAAUUUGUGUCCAGAAAGGCAUGCAACUCAUGGAAGAUGAACAGAACAGAGUGA
This is a messenger RNA of Lotus japonicus, 1290 nucleotides long. Its product is annotated as protein FAR1-RELATED SEQUENCE 5-like. The transcript is spliced from 2 exons. The record is from RefSeq and is a predicted model, not a curated record. Bases 124 to 1290 code for a protein of 388 amino acids. Lineage: Eukaryota; Viridiplantae; Streptophyta; Magnoliopsida; Fabales; Fabaceae.